This is a messenger RNA of Racocetra fulgida, 808 nucleotides long. The record is from the annotation of a GenBank genome assembly. Lineage: Eukaryota; Fungi; Glomeromycota; Glomeromycetes; Diversisporales; Gigasporaceae.
AUGUUGUGUAAAGAAAUUGAAGAUACUAUUAAUGAGGUUUUUACAAAACCUGAAGAAAUUCAUAAAUUUAAUAUUAUAGAAUCAAAAACUUUUCUUCCUUUAAGUGAGUUAAUUUCUCCCAAUUGUAAUAGAAGAAAAACUAAGUCCAAUCCACUAAGAGUACAAAAUUGCAAUCUAAUCGUUCAAGUCUCUGCAUUUGAAAAUAACUCUGAAAUUAAAAAUUCUAUUAUUUUGAUUGUAAAUGCACAGAAACAAUUAAAAGAAUUUAGCUACAGAGGUGUUGAUAACUGGGUAGAAGAAAUAAUCAAUGCAUUGCCAUCUCAUACUAAUUCAUUGAUAUCUAUCAAACUUGAGUGUGUUAACAUUUUAAAAUCAUCAUUGAAUUCAUUUACUAAAUGCAAAAAUUUGGAAAAUCUAGUAAUUUUGAACUAUUAUGGGCUUGUAAGAUUAUGCAAUAAUUUCGAACUUAAAAAUUUAAAAAAGUUAUAUAUUAGAAGGCUUUUUAUGAAUAUUAAAAUACCAUACUUAAAAGAAUUAAUCUUAGAAGUGUUGACACAGGAAGUGAUGCUUUAUAUAAUAGAAAAUUGGUCUAAUAUUACUCAUCUUACUCUCAAUAACUAUUGUCUAGCUCCUCAUGAUCAGAUAUUUAAAAAUUUAAUUAAAAAGUUACACAUAACACACUUAACCAUUAAGUUUCUAUAUAGCAAAUCUAUUAUUUCUGAAUCUUCGAUUCUAUCAAAAGAAUUUCUUCCACCUUCGCUUAAAUAUUUAGUAAUUCAUUGCGGGCUCAUUACAAUUUAUCUUGAUA